AUGGACGACCUGAAGGAGGCGGACAGAAAGCGAGGAUGGAGAUUCUGGGUCGUCAUAUUCUCCAUCGCGCUCUCUAUGUUCAUUGCCGCGCUUGAGCUGGUUGCUGUUUCCACCGCACUUCCUACAAUCGUUAAUGAUCUCCGUGGUACCGAGUUCAUCUGGGUUGGCUCAGCAUAUGCACUAGCAUCGACUGCCUUCAUACCCCUUAGUGGCAGCUUGGCACAGAUAUUCGGCCGCAAAUUUGUAAUGCUCGCUUCACUCAUUAUUUUCGCCGUUGGCAGUGCGCUAUGCGGCGCUGCUACGAGCAUGAAUUUCCUCAUCGCCGGAAGGACCGUUCAAGGCUUAGGUGGCGGCGGGAUCGCAUCGCUUGUCCAGAUUAUACUGUCUGAUCUGGUUCCGUUACGCGAGCGCGGCAUAUUCAACGGUCUGAUCGGAAUUGCUUGGUCUACUGCUAGUGGAAUUGGUCCAAUUGUUGGAGGGGUGCUUGCUGACCAUGGUCAAUGGCGGUGGUUGUUCUAUCUCAACAUUCCUAUUUGUGGUCUGGCUGCUUCACUAGUUUCCGUGUUUCUUCAGCUUCGUACACCCCCGGGAACAUUCAAGGAGAAAAUGCGGAUGAUGGACUGGCUCGGGAAUAUAAUGGUAAUUGCAUCCACAACCGCGGUGGUCAUUGCCUUGACUUGGGGUGGAAUCCAAUAUUCCUGGGGCUCCCCACGAGUCCUUGUACCACUUAUCCUUGGUAUGCUCGGGCUUGUGGCAUUUAUAACAUAUGAAGCAAAAGUCCCCCAGCAUCCUAUAGUUCCCUUCGCACUCAUGGGUACCAGGACUGGCAUAAGUGGAUAUGCGCAAACCUUCUUGAUGCCGGUCAUGAUGAUGUACCUUGUGUAUUAUCUUCCGACCUACUAUCAGGCAUGCAAGAGUGCUUCUCCUAUUGCAUCUGGCGUGGACACAUUCACCAUCGCCUUCAUCCUCGCACCGUCAGGGAUUAUCGCGGGUGCUUCUGUUGCAGCAUCGAAGAAGUAUUGUCCUCAGCAUUACACUGGUUGGGUGUUGGCUAUUAUAGGUGCCGGUUUGCUCAGCACUGUCCAGGCGGACUCCCCACGGAGCCAUGCACUCGGAUUUCAAGCAAUAGCCAGCAUGGGCUUGGGGAUGCUCACUGCCAUCACAUAUUUUCCAGUCCUUGCACCACUGCCUGUCUCUGCUAAUGCACAUGCACUAGCAUUCUUCACAUUCCUACGCAAUUUUGCCCAGGUCUGGGGUGUUACUACGGGCGGGACUAUCCUGCAGAAUGGAUUGGUGAAGCGGUUGCCUGCGAAAUUCCGUGAGCAGUUCCCCCAAGGCACUGCCAUUGCCUACGCCAUUAUUCCGUCGAUCCACGAUCUCAACGAGCCCUUGAAAGAGCAAGUCAGAGUGGCCUUUGGGGAGAGCAUCCGCCACAUUUGGUGGGCAGCUCUAGGAAUCUCAAGCGCAGGGUUGCUGAUCAGCUUGACAAUGAAAAGUCUACCCCUUCAUACUUCAGUGGACAGGGAUUGGGCACUGAAAGGUGAUAAUGAUGGUCAGUCACCAGAGCGGGGGUUGUCAUCUAUGGCCCCCAAGUAA
Messenger RNA from Gloeophyllum trabeum ATCC 11539, 1596 nucleotides. Its product is annotated as Mfs1.1. Gene Ontology annotation, biological process: transmembrane transport. Gene Ontology annotation, molecular function: transmembrane transporter activity. The record is from RefSeq and is a predicted model, not a curated record. Bases 1 to 1596 code for a protein of 531 amino acids. NCBI's taxonomy places the organism in Eukaryota, Fungi, Basidiomycota, Agaricomycetes, Gloeophyllales, Gloeophyllaceae. The transcript has 10 exons.